AUGAAAUCUGAAAUUGAUAGUUUAUGUUGUGAAAGUAUCUCAUCAUUUCACAAUGCGAAGGAUGGAGACUUAACAUUUGAAAAAACGCAAGGCACUCAGAGUUGGGCGAUCCAAGAAUUUUUUGGAUCGCCGAUCCAGUUAAGCGAUCCAAAAUUUCAAAAUUGGAUCGCCGAUCCGGAUCGGCGUGGGCCUGUUUUCUUUUUAACGAAUGAAUAUAAUUUAGUUUUCUCUAAUAAGGAAAACGAUCAAAAGAUUGUUUUGAUUAAAGAGAAAACUGAAAUCAAUAAUAGCAUUACUGAGAUAAUAUAG
This is a messenger RNA of Clunio marinus, 309 nucleotides long. The record is from the annotation of a GenBank genome assembly. Lineage: Eukaryota; Metazoa; Arthropoda; Insecta; Diptera; Chironomidae.